AUGUAUUAUUAGACACCUACUCCUAUGAUGCCCCUGGCUCAUGCGAUGAACAACCCUCUUCAAGUACAAUAAGCUGCCAACAUUCGCAAACCUGAUUUCCCCCCAGAUGUAACAUUAUGGGUUUUAUCCUUAGAUGCAACCAAUCUUUGUCAUCCCUCAAAUUGCUCAUAUCAAAUCCCAAUUGAAACCAAAAUGCAGGGCCUAUGAUCCCAUUUUGGGGGUUGGAAGAAAGGCUGAGUGGAUGCUGGAUAAAUUUGAAGAUGAAUAUGAAUAGAUGGAAAGAGAAGAAAGAGAAAAAGGUAUUCAUAGUUAUGAUUUUGUAGAUAUUGUUAAGCCAUCAAGAUUGCCACUGAAGAUAUUGAAGAAGCAAGAGAAGAAAAGAUAACAUAGUGAAGAAGUCAAGAAAAGAUUGUAAACAUGGAAUCCAUUUGAAGAUGCAAACAUCACAUCUGAUCCCUACAAAACUUUGUUUGUUGGACGAUUGAAUUUCGCUACAACUGAUAAAAAAUUGCGCAAAGAAUUCGAAGAAUAUGGCCCUAUCAAAUCUGUUAGGAUAGUGCGAGAUUCAACUCAUGAUAAACCUAGAGGUUAUGCAUUCAUUGGUAAGGGGGUGAUCAUAAAUUAAAAGAGUAUGAAAGCAAGAACAGUGUUAAAUCAGCUUAUAAAUAUGCAGUGGAUAAGCGUAUUGAUGGUCGCAAGGUUGUUGUAGAUAUCGAAAGAGGUAGAACAAUUCUUAAAUGGAGACCUCGUUAUCUUGGUGGGGGAUUGGGAGAAUUGAGAAGGUCAAGGAGUGAAGAGUUGUUGAAGAAGACCAAAGAUGAUUAGGUCGAGAAAGAGGAGGAAGACAAAAGACGCAAAACUAAAAAAGGUAAUUCUAUAGAUCUAUCCUCCUGUAGACGAUGGCAAGUCAUCCAAAAAACCUAGAUCUCGAUCUAAGAGUGCCAAAAAACACAAGAAGAGAGAUGAGAGUGAAUUUAAGAAGAACAAAAAGAGAGAAAAAUCCAAAAAGAAACAUAAAUGAGUGAUCAUGAUGAUGAAUAACAC
Molecule: messenger RNA, 1044 nt
Organism: Paramecium octaurelia
Lineage: Eukaryota; Ciliophora; Oligohymenophorea; Peniculida; Parameciidae
Source: the annotation of a GenBank genome assembly